AUGAGUGAAUCUCUCUUACAAGAUGGACUCCUAUUAUUGCUCCAAGCUGCAGAGAAGAUAGAUCGAGAGUCUUCAAAAAGUGCGUAUCACCACUCAGAGCGGUGGGAAGCGCGCAAUGGAUCAAGUAGGCGCCUUUAUGAUGAUGGUGCUACACAUUAUUCAUCGUCAUAUUCAUUUUCGUCUGUACAUAGACGCAAUGCCCCCUCAACGAGAUGUACCCACAAUGAGCUUGAGAAAAGCCGGCGUGCGCAUUUACGAACCUGUAUGGAUGCCCUGAAGGAGCUUUUAAUUUUUGAUAGCGAGGCUCCCAGGAUCACUACUCUAACGGUAUUACGAAAAGCAACUUCUACUAUUCAACAACUACAACAAAGAAAUGAAUACCUUGAGGCUUGUGAAGAUGGCGAGAAGCAUCGAUUUUCACAACUCAUGAAACGACGUCAAGCUUUACGUAAAAAGAUUGAAGCGAAACGUAAUCGCACUCUGAAAAUUCAAAAUUGGCGUGAACGCAACAGGAAUUACUCUGAAUGCUCAGUUCUAACGACCUCUUCCGAGGAUUCUGAGAUGGAUUACGGAUCUCGCCAUAUGCCUUCGAAUAUGUAUAGCAUUUUGCCUCAAUUCUGUGCAAUUGAUAAUCAUCGUUACGCUUCGCCAGUCGUCACAGCUAAGACUGAAAUGCUGAAGGCCAUUUCAGAUUCCGUUGUGGCGUCAGCAACGACGAAGGCAACGACCUAUGCAGUAUACCAUCACAACAAAUCGGAGGAGAAAACGUCAAUUGGCGCCACAGGACUGAGCCCAACAGAUGCCUACGAUGCAAGCAGUUCUGACUCAGGGUUCGAGGAGGUCAUUACAGCGACGAGUGCCUCAGAUGAUCAAUCGGCUCUCAAGAUGGAACCACCAGCAAUUUCCAACACUGAAGAGGUGGUCUACACUGCUGCUGCGAAUGGUGGCAGUGAAUAUUUCAAAGCCUAUUGA
This is a messenger RNA of Rodentolepis nana, 972 nucleotides long. Lineage: Eukaryota; Metazoa; Platyhelminthes; Cestoda; Cyclophyllidea; Hymenolepididae. The record is from the annotation of a GenBank genome assembly.